Molecule: messenger RNA, 2067 nt
Organism: Eublepharis macularius
Lineage: Eukaryota; Metazoa; Chordata; Lepidosauria; Squamata; Eublepharidae
Product: collagen alpha-1(I) chain-like
Exons: 1
Coding region: 1-2067 (688 amino acids)
Source: RefSeq, a predicted model, not a curated record
AUGCCGCAGGCAGAGCGCAUUAGCCCAGCCACAGGGGCCUCGCAAGGGGGCCUGCGGGCAGAUGGGCAGCAAGGUGUGCUCGGGGUUGACUGGGGGGCAGCAGGAAAACAAAAGGGGGGAUUCCUGAGGGCUUUUGCUGGCCCAGGGAAGGGCGGGCCACGGCUCUGCGGGGCCUGGCCUUUCUUUGCCCGGCUGCUGAGUGAGUGGGCGUGCCAGAUGCCCGCGCCUGGGCACAGCACUGGGCCGGCGGUCUCUGUGCCCCCUCCUGGCCUGCCCACCCGUGCCAAGAGAGCAGGGGGAGGGCCAGGGGCCACCGUUCCCCCUCCGAGGCCUCUCCCCGGAGCGGCUUUCCAGCCCCAGCAGGCCAUCGACGGGGGGCCUGCAGCGGGCGUCGAGGGCCGGCCCAAGGGAGGGUCGCGCGCGGUGCUGGGGGGAGGCGGGGCAGGGCAGGGCAGGGCGGGCGGCUCGCAGGAGCGCCGGGCGGUUCCCAGGAAGCCUUCGAGCCGGCGCGCCCGAGGCCCUGCGCGGCGAGAAGGGGGCCCCGCGCCGCCCCGCCGGGCUCCUCCGCGCCCCUCCGCUCUGCCGUCCGGGCGGUGCGGUGCCCGAGCCCCCGGCUGCGGGGCGAGCGAGGCGCCCGUCGCUCCCCGCUCCUCCGGGGCCCGCGGUCGGAGGGGCUGCCCGAGGCCCGGCGCCGCUUUCGGCCUCCCGGAGCCCCGGCGCGAGGCCAGCCGGAGGAGCAGCGGGCAGGCCAGGCGCGCUCCCGCCCGCGCCCGCGCCCGCGCCCAUAUGCAAAUGCGCCGCCCGCCCGCCCGGCACGCGCCCGGCCCCGCCCCUCGGGGCCUCCGGCGGGGGCGCCUUUGCAGGGGGCGGGGCGCCACGGGGUCGCGCUCUCGCCGGAGGCGUCCAGCAAGCCGCUCGGGGCAGAGCCCAGCCCAGCCCAGCCCAGCCCUGCCGCGGAGCCGCGGGGGCGGAAGGGCCGAGGGCCGGCUCUGGCCUGGCCCCCUCGCCGCCCCCAGCAGAAUGAGGUCGGCGGGGCGGGGCCGGGCAGGGCAGGGCCGGGCGGGGCCGCUUUCCCCGUCUUUCUCGCCGCCCCGACGGGGGCGCCGCUGCGCUGGGAGGGGGCAAGCGGAGAGCCGGCCGGAAAGGCCCCCUGCCGGGUCCCGACGGGGCGCUGCUGGCUGCGCGGCCGCACGGGAGCUUCCGGGGCCGUCGGGCGCCCGGGGCUUUCCGUGCCCGGCCCGUCUCGCCUGUCCCGGGCGCGCCUGCCGCUGCCCUGUGCCCGGCGCGGCGCGGCUGAGGAGCGAGCCGGGCUUCCGCUCCCCCAAGACCGGCGCAGCGGCCGCGGCCUUGGGCGGCAACGAGGGGCCCCUGGGGCGCUCCGCGGCACGAAGGCCCGGGCAGGGCGCGCGUCUCCGGGCGGGGGCUCCGGCCCGGGGAGAGGCGCCCGGCCGCGACUCUGGCGAAGCGGCUGGAGAAGCCUGCGCGUGGCCCCCGCCUCGGCCACGCGGCGCCACACGGAGGGCCCGCCGGCUUCGCGCGGGGGCCGCAGAGCAGGGCGGCGGCAGGGGAGCUGCUGCUGCUGCUGCUGCCGCCCCGUCGCUGCCGGCUCGGCUCUUCCCUGGCCGGGCCUCGGCCGGCGCUCCGGGCCCCGCGCAGUUUGCGCCCCGCGGCGCAUCUCUCCCCUGGGGCUGCCGGGCGGCCGUCCCCUGCCCGCGGCGGCGGGGCCCGUUCAAGGCCUCCGUGCGCGCGGCGGGGGCGCGCGCGGGCCGUGUUGGGGGGCGAGGCUCGUUCCCUCCCUUGCUCCCGGGCACUCCCGAGGCUGCGCUCUGCCGCGGCUUGGCUUGGUGCGAGUGGACCCAAGGGCUGGUUUCAGCCCCGGAGAGGCGUCCCUGCUCCCUUCUGGCCUGCCGCGGCCCUCAGCCUCUCGCGGGUGACCCGAUGGCUGGCUGGUGCCCCCGUGUCUGCGGAGGAGCUGUGCCCACCCUUCGGGCUGGCCGGCCUCCCUUGCUCUUGCUGGGGCUCGAUCCCUUCCGAGCCCGAGUCUCUCUCCCUGGUGCAAGUGCCUGA